ACUUGUUAAGUGUGACCUAACGGCAUCUCAAAGAGCGGAGUUACAAUCAUCACAACACCACACUGCUUACAACUAACAGCCAUGGGAGAGUUGGUGGAGAAAAGCUCAGACGACUUUAUUAUUUCAUUGAACAGCGAGUGCCCCAAAGAACUGGGCGAGCUCAUUGAGAACUCCAGUGGUGAUGACAGAAAAUUUGAUGACACAGGAUUUACUUUGGCUCUACAGAGUGGGCUAGAAAACCUAAGGCUUGAAAACUCCCUGACAGAUGUUGCCCUGUGCGUUGGUAACAAGGAGUUCCCAUGUCACAGGGUGGUUCUGGCGGCAGCGAGCAAUUAUUUCAGGGCCAUGUUCUGUAAUGACCUGAAAGAAAAAUAUGAAGAAAAAAUAAUAAUUCAAGGAGUUGAUUCAGAGACCAUGCAGAUCAUCUUGGAUUAUACAUACACAAGCAAAGUGGUGAUUACAAAAUUUAAUGUGCAAAAAAUCUUAGAAGCUGCUAGCCUUUUCCAGUUUCUAAGGAUGGUGGACGCCUGUUCCAGUUUCCUUACCGAAGCCCUUCAUCCAGAAAACUGUGUUGGUGUUUUGAGGCUUGCAGACGCCCACUCUUUGGAAUCUCUAAAGGGGCAGGUUCAGAACUACAUUAUUCAGAAUUUCUCCCAAGUAUUGAACCAAGAGGAUUUUUUGGAACUUCCUUUCGAAAUCCUUUUUCAUAUGCUGAAGAGCGACGAUCUGUAUGUUACAGAGGAAGCCCAAGUGUUUGAGACUGUAAUAAACUGGGUAAAAUAUAAGAAGUCAGAGAGACUUGACCUGCUGCCAAGAAUAUUGGAAUGUGUCCGUUUACCCUUGUUGGAUCCUUGGUAUCUUGUUGGCAAUGUUGAAGCCAAUGAACUCAUUAGACAAUGCCCUGAUGUAUUUCCUUUAAUGCAGGAGGCACGGAUUUACUACAUGGCUGGCAAUGAGGUAAUUUCGGAAAGGACAAAACCGCGCAUCCACGAGUUCCAAUCAGAAGUGUUCAUGAUCAUCGGGGGAUGCACGAAAGAUGAAAAGUUUGUCACUGAGGUGACUUGUCUUGAUCCUCUGAGAAGAAGUCGCCUUGAAGUUGCCAAAUUACCGGUUUCUGACCAUGAAAAUGAAAGUGAGAAUAAAAAAUGGGUUGAAUUUGCAUGCAUCACCUUUAAAAAUGAGGUAUAUAUAUCAGGGGGUAAAGAUACCCAGCAGGAAGUCUGGAAAUAUAAUUCUUCCAUUAACAAAUGGAUACAAAUAGAAUAUUUAAACGUGGGCAGAUGGAGGCAUAAGAUGGCCGCACUUUGUGGAAAAGUAUAUGCCAUUGGAGGAUUUGAUGGCAGUCAGAGAAUUUACAGUGUGGAAGUUUAUGACCCAUUCCACAAUGGAUGGACAGAGGUAGCUCCAUUACUCAUCAGUGUAAGUUCUUUUGCUGCCGCAUCCUACCAGAAGAAGCUCUAUGUCAUUGGUGGUGGGCCAAAUGGCAAGUUGGCUACAGAUAAAACUCAGUGCUAUGAUCCAGAGACCGAUAAAUGGUGCUUAAAAUCACCAAUGCCUGUAGAAGCCAAAUGCAUCAACGCCGUGAGCUUCAAUGAUCACAUCUAUGUUGUUGGGGGAGCCAUGAAAGCGUUGUACUCGUAUAGCCCUCUUGAAGAUACCUGGUGUUUAGUAACAAAGUUUACCCAUGAAAGGGCAAGCUGUGGGAUAGCUGCAUGCUGCAAUAAAAUAUUCAUUACCGGGGGUCGAGAUGAAAAGAAUGAGGUCAUUGCAACUGUUUUGUGUUGGAAUGCAGAGACUGAAAAACUGACUGAAGAGUGUGUUCUUCCAAGAGGUGUCUCACAUCACAGCAGUGUAACAAUAAGAAAGUCCUACACGCAUAUUCGUAGGGUAAUACCAGGAGCUGUUUCUGUCUGACCAGAAAGCAGAAGAAUUCUGUUGGACUCUUGUACUGGAGACUCGUCCUUUUUGCAAUAUACUGUAAUCAAUGCACCCUUCCUCUUUACUUUACAGAGGUACAGCUAAUCUGUGCUCUUUUUCAAUGUAAAGAGGGAACAGCAGAUUAUCGAAACAGUUAUCAAUUUGUACAUAUUAUAUAUGUAACCCAUUUCAACAUAACCUGUACAUUUUUGCUGAGUAGAGUACUGAAAAUCAAAGGUUCUUAGAGGACCUUCACAGUGGGAAAUUGUCCCUAAUAAUAAGUAUUUCAGUUGCAGAUCCAUUUGACCAACCAUGUUGUACCAAAUCACUUUCUGGGUCUCAAGUCAUGCCCCUCUUUGAACUCUUACAUAUUUAAAGAACAAUAGAAUGCUGUGGGAGGUGACCAGGAAGGUUGUAACAGCAAGCUUUAAUGAUGAAACCUGCAGACCAAACCAGUGAAGGUCUACAGUAAGGACCAUAUGUGAUCCAUACAGUAUCCUAUUUCUUUCAUGAAAAUAUCAUGCAUUAUUAAAACAUUAAAACAUUUCUUCCUUUUCUUCAAGAAGACAAAGGUCUUCUUUAUGCUGCUAAAAGCCUUUACCCUCUACUCUUAUGGGAAGGCUUGCCACUAAGUGAAUGAACUUUGUGGGAUUUUAUUCCAUUCAUACAUAAAAUGUUGGGCAAUCAGGCCUGGCUCACAUCAGUGUUUCAGUUCAUCUCACUGGUAUUUAUUUGGGCAGAUUCAGGGAUCUGUGCAGGCCAAUCAAGUUUUUUCACUACCAUCUUUGAUAAACAAUUCUAACUGUGCUGUCCUGUGGAUUUCCAGAAAGUCAUUGAUAGUGGAAGAAUAAACCUGAAAGAGAUUUUUGAACUGAAAUUUUUCACCAGGCAUUUAUUAGUGGCAAAACGUUUAAUUUUAUUUAAUAUUUUGCGUGGGAAAAGUCACUG
Messenger RNA from Xenopus laevis (African clawed frog), 2865 nucleotides. RefSeq names its product kelch like family member 6 S homeolog (gene klhl6.S). The coding region runs from base 82 to 1914 and encodes 610 amino acids. The transcript has 7 exons. NCBI's taxonomy places the organism in Eukaryota, Metazoa, Chordata, Amphibia, Anura, Pipidae. Gene Ontology annotation, biological process: B cell receptor signaling pathway. The record is from RefSeq and is a predicted model, not a curated record.